AUGUCCGGCCUCGAGAAAUCCCUCUUCAACCUCAAAUUCACAGCCAAACAGCUGAACCGACAAGCACAGAAAGCAGGGAAGGAUGAAUCGGCCGAGAAGAAUAAGCUGAAAAAGGCAAUAACCCAAGGCCACGCCGACAUAGCCAAGAUCUACGCUCAGAACGCCAUCCGAAAACAGAACGAGAAGCUGAACCUCCUCCGGCUAGGGUCAAGAAUAGACGCUGUAGCCAGCAGGGUACAAACAGCAGUGACAAUGCGGCAAGUCACGGGCAGCAUGGCGGGCGUAGUACGAGGGAUGGAUACGGCGAUGAAGGCUAUGGAUUUAGAAAAAAUCUCCGCAGUAAUGGACAAAUUCGAAACCCAAUUCGAAGACCUCGACGUCGCGACGGGCUACUACGAGAACGCGACCUCAUCAGCCACAGCAGUCGGCACGCCGCAAGAUGAUGUCGAUAAAUUGAUUAGUAUGACGGCGGAUGAGGCGGGGGUGGAACUGAAGCAGGAGAUGAAGGCGCCCGAGACGGGGUUGGUGGUUGGGGGUUCGGGGUCGAAGAUUACGGCUGAGGAGGAGAGGGAGGAGGGGUUGGAGGGGCGGUUGAGGGCUUUGAGGAAUUAA
Bacidia gigantensis is the source of this 612-nucleotide messenger RNA. It is a transcript of the gene DID2, whose product is annotated as Vacuolar-sorting protein SNF7. Gene Ontology annotation, cellular component: ESCRT III complex; multivesicular body. The transcript has 3 exons. Gene Ontology annotation, biological process: protein transport; late endosome to vacuole transport; endosome transport via multivesicular body sorting pathway. Lineage: Eukaryota; Fungi; Ascomycota; Lecanoromycetes; Lecanorales; Ramalinaceae. Bases 1 to 612 code for a protein of 203 amino acids. The record is from RefSeq and is a predicted model, not a curated record.